GUGGUGUUGAUGAAGUUGAAGAAAUUUUACACCAAUUUUCCGGAAAUUAUUUAUUAAAUACCAGGAUGCUACAUUAGAAUUCAAACUGUUUGUGAUGCCAACAUCGACCAUUCCAACAUUCAUCAACAAGGUAUGAUUGGGAUACCAAUUUUCGUCAAACUGUCACGAAAUCACUCAAUGGGAUGAACGAAGAGGAUCUUAUAAAAAGAUCUGCUGAAGAGCGAGAGAAAAUAUUCAAACGUUAUGAACAGGGUCGAGAAGGUGCUGAAAUCGACCCUUGGGAAGAUCCCGGAUUUGAAGUUUACCAUGCUACAGACAGAUAUGGAUUUAUUCAUGAUAAACGUUUGCCAUCCAAAGUGGACCCGCAAGAAACCAGAAAACUACAUAUUGAGGUAGAAAGACAGAAAAAGUGGUUGAAAAUGUUGAAGAAUUGGGAAUCUCCACAAACAAAAGAAAAGUUGCAUUCAAGAGUCUACAAAGGCGUGCCCAACUCCUUGCGCAGCGACGUCUGGUUGAAAUUGUUGCACAUUGAAAAAAUCAAAAAAGAAAAUAAGGGCAAGUACCAGGAAAUGAUGAAAUUGGCCAGGAAAUAUUCCACAGACGCCAGACAAAUUGAUUCUGAUGUCAAUAGACAAUUUAGGGAACACUUGCACUACAGAGAACGCUACAGCAUCAAACAACAAAUGCUGUUCAACGUUUUAACAGCUUAUGCAAUGUACAAUUCUGAAGUUGGUUACUGUCAAGGAAUGUCAGGUGUUGCAGGUGUACUUCUAAUGUACAUGGAUGAAGAAGAUGCUUUUUGGGCUGUACAUAUUCUACUCAGUGAUCCCAAAUAUGCAAUGCACGGGCUCUAUAAGGAAGGGUUUCCGAAAUUGACCCGGUUUCUGGCCCACCACGAUAAAAUCCUCACCAAGCUCUUGCCAAAAGUGAAAAAACAUUUCGAUAAACACGGACUGGAUACUAUUUUGUAUUCGUUGAAGUGGUUUUUUGUUUGUUUUAUUGAAAGGGUACCAUUUAGUUUAUGCUUAAGAAUCUGGGAUAUAUAUUUAUAUGAUGGCGAACGUGUGGUGACUGCCAUGGCCUUUACAAUACUCAAAAUGCAUAAGAGGAGCCUGUUGAGGUUCAACGAUAUGGACACCAUUGUAAAUUUUAUCCAAGUUAAAUUGUACAAAGAUUUUUUGUUCGAUGACGACACGGUCGUCCGCGAAUUGGAGCACUCGUUGGAGUUGCUGAAGAAAAGUAAACUGGACCAUCCCGGUCCGCCGCACAACGACGAAAUUCCUCAAAGACCUUUCGGUGUGUUUUUGGAGCCUACGUUUGAGGAUAUUGUUGGGAUUAGGAAAGAGAAAUUUAGUGAGAAAGAAAAGCAAACGCAAGAGAUAGUGACGCUAACCAGCGACAUGGCCCGCGAAUCAGGAGCGGAAAAAGACGAUGAAAAAGAGAGCCACUUGUCAGUUGGAGAUUCAGUCGGCUAUACAGGUUCGAAGUUCUCGUUUGAUCCGUCGAUGGACGACGCCAGUUCACUGUUGGAUUGUGAACACAACGGUUCGAGACGGUCAUUGGCUGAUACUAGUGUGACGUCGACAGCAGACCUGUCCGUUUUUUCCACGGUGACUCGGUCGCAAGCUCACGAAAACAGUUUGGACACGCACAGCAAUAUGAGCGACAAUUCGGUCGGCGGGACAAGCUCAGUUGGAUCAGGUUUCAUGCAAAACAAACCAAUAACCAGCGCUCAAUCCACACCGAGAGCCACGCCUCACAACCCUAGUCCUGACGUGUUGCGCAUCUACGUGCCCUACACACCCUUAGAAACAACAUACUCGCCCUCAGAAACCCCCAUACCGAGUCCUCAUAAUGGAGACCUCCAAAAGAUCCAUCAUCCCAGUUCGUUUCCCGAAAUGAACAAAAUCCGGAUUCGGAUCGACAGCGACGAGCUGGCAACACCUUUAGUAGAGCACGGGCAAAUUAAACAUUUCCGUUUGGAGAGUCCCGGCGAGGUCGAUUUGAAUUAGUAGUUUGCAACCAAAGAAUUGAUAUUGUUUUAGGUCAAUUAUUUUUAUAAAAAUAGAAAAAAAAUAUAUAUACAUCUAGUCUUGAAGCAAGAAAGUUUUUGGUGCAGACUUAAUAGGAUUUUAUGGGACCUUUUAUUUUUGUUGAUUCUAGUAAUCUUUAGAUCAAUGAAACAAGUAGGCUGGUUAAAAUUGUUCAAUUUGGAAGCAAUUAUUAUGAGUUUUCAAAUCUUAUACCCAGUGUGUACCCAGGAUUCUGAAAAGUAGAACAAAUAUAAAAAAACUUGAAAUCUUAGCAGGUUUUUAAAAAGCUCAAAUUGUUGAAACAUUCUGAUUAUUAAAAAUAGUUUAAGCAAAAAGUCUAAAAGUCCAUGAGACUGGAACUUUGAAGUUUAACCAUUAAAACUUUGGUUAAGCAUUUUGACUAUUUAAUCAUAGUCUUCAUGUGACUCGGAAUUUGCAUUUUGAACCUUUGAAGUAGACUUUUUUGUGAAACGUAGCUGGAAAAAGAAGACUUCAAAAAGUUCAGAAGAAUUCAAAAAAAUCUAGUUGGUAAAUGAAAAUUUCCAGAUUCUACCCUAGGAUCUAACGAACUAAAUCACAAUCUAGACAGUUGUAACAGUACUAUAGUCCAGUUCUGAAUUUGAAAAAAAGAAACGACUUUUAGGCAAUAAUUAUGCAUUAAAUUGAGAUUAUGAAUCUUAAGAAUCAAGUGAUCGUUUUAGCAUUUAGUUUAAGAAAUAUUGUUUCUAAGGCCUAGUCCACAUCAACAUAAAUUGUAUUAGUAGAAAAGUUUUUUCCGGGCUUUAAUGCCAUGGUCGAGUAGUAUUUAUACCUAACGUUUCGUCUACUGCUGCGGUAGACAUCUUUAGAGGCGGUGUGUUUUUUAUAUAAAUUGUAUUGAUAAGAUUUAAGAGAUGCAUGAGAUCAAUGUUGCCACCUUUACGAAGUUUUCAUUGGCAAAAGGAGAAUCCUAAAGUAAAACAGGCCUCAUUUAUUUUGUUGGUGCGAACUAGGCUUAAUUAAAAGUAUCAGACACUCAAAAGUGCAUUUUUUAGAUUUAAUUGUGCCAUAAGUUUAUUCUCGAACGAAAUUCUCUAAUAUAUUUUUAUUUAUUUAUUUUUACAUCUAUUUGUGGUGAAAGGCUUUGAUAUUAAUUAGGAUAACUACCAAAAAAAUACUCUUUGUUUAUAGCCUAAGUUUUAGAUAUAGUGAGCCUUUUUGUUAGAAAGAAGCUCAAUGUGUACAGGGUGAGUUUUAUAAAAUUGAAUAAACUCAUUAUAAGUAACGAAGAUUUGAAUAGAAGUAACUUAUAAUGAAUUAAUUCCAUUCACACUCGCCAUAGUGUAUAAAAUAUUUUCUAAAAAAAAAUCUUCCACUUUAGAAAAUUAGCUAUAAAGAAAAAUCUAAUUUUCCAUUGAGUUAUUAAGAGGUUUUUUUAUCCCCUCCUCCUUUUGUAUAGUGUGAUACCUGCAAUAAUGAAUGUGUUGUAAAAAUUUACACUUGAAGAUGUUCAUGGUAAAUUAUUGUUAAAAACAAUCAUUCCUAGAAUGAAUAUAGUGUAUAGUUGAUUUUUUUCGCAAGUAAAUGAUGAUGUUACAUCUUGGUCCAUUGAAAAAAAAAAUAUAUUCAAAAAUCAGCAAAAGAAAAGAUCUGAAAGGAAAUUAAUAAACAUAUACAGGGUGUCCCACAAGGGUGAUAAUUUUGGACCGCGUCAUCCAUUGUAUUUUAAAUUUUGAGGUACUUUUUGUGUCGUUUCUACAUGUGUCAUCCAAUUUUAGACAAUUAAAUUACAAAAUCAGCAAUGCCAUAUUUGUUAAGGCUUUGUUAAAGAAAAUGAUUAAAAAAAUACACAGUGGAACAUACGAUGACACGUUCCGAAAUUAUCACCUGGGACAAAUCUCGUGAGACAUCCUGUAUUAAAUACAUUUUUCAUUGAUUUUCCAAUAAAUUUUUCUACCCUGUGAUAUAAAUAUUGUUCUUUUUAAUUGACUUAAAGGUGUAACAGAAUGACUUACAAUUCAAACAAAAAUUUACUUCACUAAAAUGACAAAAUUGUGUCCUUAAUAAUGUUGAAUACAAAGGAAAGUGACAAGAUAAAGACAGUUGUCAGCGUUUUGGUUGUAUUUUUGAAACCUUCAUCAGGACUUAUUAUGAUUACAGAAACCUUACUCACUGCUGUCUAUAUCCUGCCAAUUUCCUCCCUACUAUAAUAUUAUAUACGAUGACAAUGUCUAAAUUUUGUAAUAAAAGUUAAUUUACAGAAAAAAAACAUUAUUUCGCAGGUCUUUUAUCCAGUGAUUGCUGCUGAUUUCCAUCGUCUCUGUCCUCAUUUUUUACCUUUCUUCCCUUUGCCCUUUUUAUCGCCUUUGGGUUUAGCAGCCUUUGCAGGUGCCUCACUUUGCAAGCCAGCAUCUACCGUGUCGUACUGAGUUUCUCUC
This is a messenger RNA of Ceutorhynchus assimilis (cabbage seed weevil), 4450 nucleotides long. NCBI's taxonomy places the organism in Eukaryota, Metazoa, Arthropoda, Insecta, Coleoptera, Curculionidae. The record is from the annotation of a GenBank genome assembly.